Molecule: messenger RNA, 2027 nt
Organism: Physella acuta
Lineage: Eukaryota; Metazoa; Mollusca; Gastropoda; Physidae
Product: D-ribitol-5-phosphate cytidylyltransferase
Biological process (GO): isoprenoid biosynthetic process; protein O-linked glycosylation via mannose
Cellular component (GO): cytosol
Molecular function (GO): D-ribitol-5-phosphate cytidylyltransferase activity
Source: RefSeq, a predicted model, not a curated record
CACAUUUUGAGGAGUAUUUAUGUUUUGAAAAAUACAAAAAUGUUCCCUUGUUUCAUUUAUGUACCUGUUUUUAGUUUUUAAACAAUUGAAUUAAAACUUUUCAGUAAUAAGUGAAGACUAGCAAUGUUUACAACAGAUGCAACCAUGCUCAUUUACUAUAGCAGCCAUCUUGUUUAUUUUUUUUAUAGUUAACUUAUAGCGCAAGAUUCAGGGGACGCCACUCUAACUUACAGAUGGCCGCUUUUUAUAUAGCAAAUCCUGCUCGCAAACACUGCUGUUUAAAGAUAAUUUUUUGCCUAUAUUGAUAUAUUUGGCCAUUGAUUUAGCAUGGGAUCAAACCUAAAAGCAGAUGUGAUUCUUCCAGCUGCAGGAUUAAGUGAACGUAUGAAGCUGCAUACUGCAAAACAAUUUAUUAAUGUCUUGGGACAUCCUAUUAUUGCCUAUACAAUAGAAUGUUUUCACAGGCUUUUGUGGAUUCGGCACAUCAUAGUUUUAGUGAAUGAUGAUCAAGUUGAAACCAUGAAAGGUCUCAUAAAAAGUUAUGGCUUUGUUAAAGUAUCUGUUCAUACUGGAAGUUACACAAGACAUAGAUCAAUCUUUUCUGGUAUUAAAGCUCUGGAAGCAGCUUGUUUUGAUACCGAUGUUGUUCUGAUACACGAUGCUGCUCGACCAGUUGUUUGUGAAGAGAUUAUACAUAAAGUUGCUAGUGCAGCUAAAACACAUGGGGCAGCAGGAGUAACAAGACCACUUGUCUCAACAGUAGUUAAAGGUGAUACUGAUAGUAAGCUAUAUGAGUCAUUAGAGCGAUCAAGUUACAGAAACAGUGAAAUGCCACAGGGUUUUCAAUAUUCUGUAGUAGCUUCUGCUUAUGAAAAAAGUUCAACGGAAGAUUUGAAUUUUGGCACAGAAUGCUUGCUGCUUGUUAUGAAAUAUACAUCUUGUAGAGCUCUCUUGCUUGAAGGUACAGAUGAAUUAUGGAAGGUGACGUACAAACAAGAUCUUUUUACACUAGAGUCUGUGCUAAAAGAGAAGUUAACUUCAGUGUCUAUCCUUAAUAAAUCUGCAAAAGAUCUUCAAAGAUUUGAAGAUGAAAUCAAACAAAAAUUGAAAAGUUACCAAUUAAAGCUUUCAGAUUGUGAAAAAACUCCAGCAAACACCUAUGUUGUAUAUACUGAUCCAACAAAUAUUAAUUUAGUUGAGAUAACAUCCACAGUAGCAAAAGGCUACAUUAGAUCAUCCUCACCUGUAAAACUUAGAUUGCUUAUGGUGAUGGUGUUUGUAUUUGAUCAACAACCUGAUGCUACGUUUAAACGCUCAGAUCAACAAUCAAGCAAUGAAAGUUUUGAAAAUCAAAAGAAAAGUGAAGAUCAGUUUAAUUGUUUUCCACAGCCAGUUUUAGACUGGCAAUACUGUCUACAAAAAACAGUUAAAGCAAUAAAAAGACAGCUAGACAUGAUAUACAAAAUAAAUCCCAUAAUAGUCGGUGUAAUCUGCAAGGUGAGUAUCUGUAGAUUAAACACUAAUAAAAUACAAAUAAACAAAUCAAGGUUUCAUUUUUUUAGUACUGGAAUAAGCUCUAUCCUUUUUGGCACGGAGUAUAUAGAAUUAGAAUCUUAUUUAUAUUACUAUGUACUAAAAGGACUAUUCGUUUUCAAUAUAUAGUCUUUUCAAAGAUAAUUUUAACAUUUCAAAUUUAUUUUUCAGAAUGACUCUGAUGUAUCAGGUCAGCUUAUUGAGAUAGUAUGGCAGAGAAGUUUAAGCCUUGAUGAACAAAUGCUUAGUUUUUUAAAAUGAAAAACAAUCAAUAAUAGUUUACAUCUUGAUGCUGGUGCAUAAUGUAGAUUUGCAUUGUUAAUUGUUUUUUUUUAACCUUAUACUUUGCUGAAUUUUCAACUCUUUUCUUUUUUUAAAUAUUAAGUAUGUAAUAAAUUUUAUGUAAUAUCUAUUAAUAAACACAUUUUUAAAUAUUAAGUAUGUAAUAAAUUGUAUGUAAUAUCUAUUAAUAAACACAUUCAAUUGAUACAUAG